CAGCGCCUAGGGUAAUCAUGAAUUCGUAAUGCUUCGACUCACAACUGCGAUUGUGAUUCACAAUGGGCGGCUAGACAGGUCGAGCGUCUUGCUCAGCAGGGUGAAGCUUAGGACAGUCGCCUCGCUGGCUCAUCAGUCUGGUCGGGCCAGGCGUCGCCUGACUGAGAAGUUACGACUCGCGCCAUUGCCAAGCCUCGCCCAAGACCUAGAGAGCUAGCAUGCACCCUGGCGCAGGCGAUGCUGACACCAUCUGAAUAGGAAUCGAAUGUAAUUUGGCAACGAACGCAACCUUUGCGGAUGGCAAUUAGGUCACACCACCCAAGAAGAGAGGCCGUGGACAGACACGUCGCCCGUACGGGCGUGGGAAACCAGAUCAGCGUCGCGCACGUCGCGCACGCAGUCCACGCAGAUCAGGCGAGUAGGACAGAGGGCCGUUCUUAUCGCGAUAAGACUCUCAGACUUGCCAAGCACGGGUAGGGGAGAAGCUUGUCGGCAAUCUGCCCUGCCGUGAUGCUAAAUUCGCAAAGGUCGGAAGGAGCAUUCACAUUUGUGAUUGCAAGAUAAGUCAUUUCAUGACGCGGCAUUUUCGCGCGUAUGCGUCGUCGGUAGAGAUGAAACGACGCAUUUUGCACUUGACGGAUCUAAGAACGCGUCUAGCUUUAAUCUUAGCCUUGGGGAGCUGCUGGUGUGCAACGACAGAGCGUCCAAGGUUGCACAACACCUCUUUGAAAGGUUGGGUCGCGGCUGUUGCCGCCGUCAAGAAGACCAUCAGCUACAACAUCCAUGUUUGUACCUUGCGAAGG
Messenger RNA from Ceraceosorus bombacis, 803 nucleotides. The record is from the annotation of a GenBank genome assembly. Lineage: Eukaryota; Fungi; Basidiomycota; Exobasidiomycetes; Ceraceosorales; Ceraceosoraceae.